This is a messenger RNA of Geodia barretti, 1563 nucleotides long. NCBI's taxonomy places the organism in Eukaryota, Metazoa, Porifera, Demospongiae, Tetractinellida, Geodiidae. The record is from the annotation of a GenBank genome assembly.
AUGGACCAAUCGACCGAAAUCAACCAGGACCUGUCGUCCGAAAAUCCCGGUAGUCUUCAGGCCAACCUGGAUAGCCGUCGCGCAAAGUUGCAGCGCAUCCGGCAGCGGGGUAUCGAUCCCUAUCCACCGCGUUUCCAACGCAGUUGCACCGCCGACGAAGCGGUCAAAUUGUUCGAGGCCGCCGAAGCGAGCGAAACGUCGGAGCGCGCCGCCGGGAUCAGCGUGGCCGGCCGUAUCGUGUCGAUGCGGGUGAUGGGUCGUGCGGCGUUUCUGGAUUUACGUGACGCCUCGGGUGUGGUCCAGGCCAUGUUUCGACAGAACGUCCUUGGCGACGAUUAUGCUGUCUUGCAGGACCUCGACCUCGGCGACUUCCUCGGCGUCGACGGCGACAUGAUGCGAACCCGCACCGGCCAGCCCACCAUCGAAGCCCGAUCCCUGACCAUCCUCGCCAAGGGGAUGCGCCCCUUGCCCGAAAAGUGGCACGGCCUGCGCGAUGUCGAAACCCGUUACCGCCAACGCUAUUUGGACCUCAUCGCAAAUCCCGAAGUCGCAGACACUUUCGUUCAGCGUAGCCGCAUCAUCAGCGGUAUCCGCCGUUUCCUGGACGACCGUGGUUUCAUCGAAGUGGACACGCCCAUACUGGUCCCCAUACCAGCCGGCGCCCACGCUCGCCCAUUCAUUACCCACCACAAUGCCCUGGACGAGCAGCUUUACCUCCGCAUCGCCACCGAGUUGUACCUCAAACGCCUCAUUGUGGGUGGCCUGGACAAGGUCUAUGAGAUCGGCCGCGUCUUCCGCAACGAGGGCAUCGAUCAGGACCACAACCCUGAAUUCACUUUGCUGGAGUCAUACGAGGCCUACGCCGAUUACAACUCCGUAAUGGAGAUGGUGGAGUCUCUCGUCUCCUCGUUGGCCCAGGACGUGCGCGGCAGUAUGCAAGUUGCGAUGGGAGACCAAAUCAUCGAUUUCACGCCGCCGUGGCCCCGCCUCUCCUUGUGCGAGGAACUGCACCGACGCAGCGGCGUAGACAUCGAGGAUUAUCCCGAUGCUGAAUCCCUAACCGACAAAUGCCGGGAGCUGGGGUUGGAUCCCGCACCACGCGAAGCUAGGGGUCGCCUCAUUGACAAGAUGCUAUCCGUGUAUGUCGAACCACAUCUGAUCCAACCGUCGUUCCUGAUUGACUAUCCCGAGGAUAUGUCGCCCCUGGCCAAGGGUCAUCCCGACAAGGCGGGCUACGUCGAACGCUUCGAGGCCUUUGCCGCCGGAAUGGAGAUCGCCAACUCCUACACCGAGCUGAACGACCCCGAGGUCCAGCGCGCCCGGUUUGCCGACCAGGAGCACCAGCGUGACGCUUACGGCGACGAGGAAGCCGACCGAACCGACGCCGAUUUCCUCACCGCCAUGGAAUACGGCAUGCCCCCCACCGGCGGUCUGGGCAUCGGCAUCGACCGCCUCGUCAUGCUGCUGACCGGCCAGUCCACCAUACGGGAUGUGCUACUAUUUCCGCAGAUGCGCAGGGUGCAAAUCAUUGCCGAAGGGGCGAUUUCUGCUUUGACCGAUUAG